Messenger RNA from Cooperia oncophora, 2631 nucleotides. Lineage: Eukaryota; Metazoa; Nematoda; Chromadorea; Rhabditida; Trichostrongylidae. The record is from the annotation of a GenBank genome assembly.
AUGGCUGCAUUCACUGAACUACGCGAAAUGGCAGAUGAAGGCCUAUUACAGUAUCCAUACUCAACAAGGGAGCUUGUAAAUAUAGUCAAACAUGUCAAUGAAUUCCCUAAUGAUUCUCUCAGUACGGUUAUAAGAAAUGUCUUCGAUUUCGAUGCCUUUACUUCAGAAGCCAUCACUACUAUCCAAAGCGUAUUUCAGAAGCAUGGCAUUAUGUUCGGUGUUGAACAUCCAAGAGAGCGCAUUUUCAUGUCACAACGGUUUUCUAUCGAGCCAUCCACGUCCGUCGGUGAAUGGGGAGUACUCGACAAUGUUGUUCCAGCGGAUGUAAAAACAAAUAUCUUCUCAAUGAUUUUAAAGGAAUGCGCCUGGCAAAUACCAAUGCUCGACGUGAACAUUUGCUCCGAUGGUUUAGUGAUGGGUAAUUCUGUGGUAGUAGCGACUGUUAAUCCUACUCGCCUUUAUAUCAUAAAAGAUUUGGAUUUGGCAGAAGAGGUCUAUGAGAUUGAUAUCUCUCCAAUGCUCACACCACAGAAACUAUUGAAGUAUGAACCACGAAUCAGACUGGCUAAGUAUGCUGAUGGAAAGUUUCUGUUCCACGAAGAAACAUCAAACUCGCUUGCUUUGGUGAACUUGAACAGGAACACGAUGCAACGUAUUGAACUGGGACAAAGUUCACAGUCAGGCUUUACAAAUAUCUUCGGAAAGACAGAACAUCGUCUGGUCCAAGGAACUUAUCCCAUGCUUUAUACACGUGAUGGCAGGCAGAUUUUCCAAUUGGGGCCUGAUGGCGUCACACAGAUGCAGUUGGAAAGUGAUAUAAGCAGGAUUCUCCCCGUCGACAGCGAAAAAAUUCUAGUCAAAAUGAAGAAUGGCCGUUAUGAUCUCCUGAUUCACGAGUCUGGCCAGUGGAAGGCUCGACCUAUUCGUGCAGAUUUUGCCAAUACUCUGGAUAUCGAUAGCUUGCGUGUUCAAAAUAAUGCUACAUUUUUGGCAGCCGAUGGUUAUCAUUUUCUCAAAAGCUCGGGAUUCCCGCUUCUUCUGAGUGCUACAGAUGUCCAAGGAAGCGUCAGAAAAACCCCAAAGAAUGUUGUGGAUGCUCGAAGACCUCAUUAUUUGAAGGACGAAGUAACGAAAAAGUUCAUUGAUCCCCUUAGAAAUUUCUUGGUUAUGCGAGAUGGCGUCGUCGUGAGAGCUCAACCCAAAUGGAAAGUGCCUAAGGAGGCGGUGGGAGACGGUGUCAAUGCUCAUCAAAUCGGUGGUUUUCUGGAGGCUGUGAAUGUAGACAGUGGUUUUGUGCAAUACGUUCCUGUUCCCGAACCGUACUAUCAUAGCUAUCAUGGUCCUUGGUGUGCCACAAUAGCUCAAACUCCAUUUGUCAUGGUUCCAUAUAAUGAUGAAAGAUUGCUGACAAUUGAUACAAGUGGUGGAGUACGCUCCUAUGAACUUUCACCGAAUACGUUAGGAAAGUCAUUCAAAGAAUGGAGUCGUCUAGUUGGUGAAGAAGAGAAUGAUCUGCGGAUAGAAUAUGAACGCGACCUCAGUGACUUCAAUAUAUCAAAAUUGGACGAGCCCAAAAUUGGGAAAUUUGAUCCCGAAAAUACCCCUCAUUAUGGAGGAGAUACGUGGUUUGGAGGAACAGGAGGAUAUAACACAGCUGGUCUAGGAGGAGUCGGUGGACCAUUCAGAGUCGAUGCUGGUCAUGAUGUACAUCAGAUGCCUGAAUCAGCCAAGAAGCAAGUGCCUGACUAUAUUCUGAAGAAAGCCAGAGAAAUAGCUAAAUCGGAAUAUCAGAAGAAACUAAAGGAGAUUGCAAUGUCGGAGUAUGACGCGGAUGCAUACAAUAAGCUCUGGAAUAAAAUCGAGAAACACUCGAACCAUCUAAGGUCUAUAAUCGAGCAAUUAGAAGCGAAAAAGAAGGAACGUCAGUGGACUCGACAUCAAACAUCCGGAGAUUUAGAUGAUGGGAAACUUAUAGAGGGAGUAACCGGAGAACGAAAUAUCUACAGACGUCGUCUGGAUAAGCGGCCUGAACCAGGAUCGCCACAGCUGAAACCAAAACGGAUGCGUUUAUGCUUUGACGUAUCUGGAUCAAUGUACAGAUUCAACGGAUACGAUAAACGACUACAGAAAUCCCUUGAAGCUGCUCUAAUGGUCAUGACAUCGUUCGAAGGAAAACAAGAAAAAGUGGCAUACGACAUAAUGGGACACUCGGGAGAUGGUCCAUGUAUCGGUUUCAUUACCCAUGGACAAUAUCCGAAGAACAACAAAGAACGCCUAGAUGUACUGAUGCAGAUGCUAGCGCAUACACAGUACUGUCAGAGUGGUGAUUACACUGUAGAAGGUCUUGAUGAAGCUAUCAAGGCUUUGAGUAAGGAGCAGGAUUGCGAUGAAAGAAUCGUUGUCUUGAUAUCAGAUGCGAACUUGGACAGAUAUGGUAUAUCACCGAAGGAUAUCGCGAGAAUCAUGAACAAGGAUGAUACAGUGAGCUCGUUCGUGAUUCUCAUCGGAUCUCUUGGAUUGCAAGCUCAGAGAAUACAAUCAUCUCUUCCCGUUGGCCGGGCUUUCGUUUGUGAAAACACCUCCGAUCUUCCAAAAAUCAUGCAGAAUAUUUUUACAUCUACACUCGGGUAG